AUGGGCAAAAAGAAGAAAAAUGAAAAUCUGGAAUUGGUUGUUGCAGAAUUUAAGGUAUCAAUGCAUUGUAAUGCAUGUGAAAGAACAGUCGCUACGGCCAUUUCCAAGUUGAAAGGGGUUGAGAAAUUUACUACAAAUAUGAAGAAGCACGAAGUUGUGGUUACGGGGCGGAUUGAUCCACAAAAAGUGAUGAAGAAACUGAAGAAAAAGACAGGGAAGAGAGUGGAGAUUGUGGUUAAUAAUAAUAAGAAGAAAGGGUCGCCAAAACCUGGGAUUGAUGAAGGAAAUAAUGGCAAGCGACCAGUUGGUGAGAUAUGGUUGUUUGAUUUUUGUAAAGAGAGUGAAGUAUUAACGAUGUUCAGUGAUGAGAAUCCAAAUGCUUGUUUAAUUAUGUAA
Molecule: messenger RNA, 396 nt
Organism: Pistacia vera
Lineage: Eukaryota; Viridiplantae; Streptophyta; Magnoliopsida; Sapindales; Anacardiaceae
Product: heavy metal-associated isoprenylated plant protein 19-like
Exons: 3
Coding region: 1-396 (131 amino acids)
Molecular function (GO): metal ion binding
Source: RefSeq, a predicted model, not a curated record